AUGCCUGAAUCCAUUUCACCGACUCAUUUGCCCAAUCCGCAAUCUUCUCCCCCGACUCAGCACUCGCAUGUCGACUUGUCUGUCUUCCCAAACCCUCUAGCACCACUCGUAUUGUCAGUCGACCCAGUGGAUAUCACUGACACUGAGAUUCAGAAAGUUACUUGCCUGUGGCCAUCCUGUGUUCCCCUUCUGACAUUCAUAGGGAAUUCACAGUUACAGGAGCGCAAGGAUCGUAUUAUACAGAUACUUAAGCUCAGCAAGAACAGGAAACUCGGUAAUGGCCUACAAGCUGCCAGUGCUCAUGUACUGACGCACAACCAGUAUACUAAUAUCUUUUCGGAAGAAACAUGCAUGCUAGAUCGCCUUCUCACGUCUGUUUUCACCUGCACCACGUUCAUGAAAGAUGUUGUCUACAAGAUGGAUGAGAACAUCUAUCAGGAACUUCACACCAGGUUAACGACUCGCCGUGCAAUAGCUUCCUUAUCACUCAAUUCAUUUGGUUAUUCAGAUUUUAAAGUACCUACAUGGGGCAUCAACACUGUGAAGGGCUUGACAGCCAACUAG
This is a messenger RNA of Desarmillaria tabescens, 564 nucleotides long. RefSeq lists its product as uncharacterized. The transcript has a single exon. The coding region runs from base 1 to 564 and encodes 187 amino acids. The record is from RefSeq and is a predicted model, not a curated record. NCBI's taxonomy places the organism in Eukaryota, Fungi, Basidiomycota, Agaricomycetes, Agaricales, Physalacriaceae.